AUGCGUUCCAAAUCUGAUCACGCUUUUUGUAAAUAUUUGAUGAGAAUUGGAAAUGAAACAGAAAAAGUUAAUUGUGAUAACAAAAUUGAAAUUCGAGAUUCUAUAGUUAUUCCUUUUACAUCUGAAGAAGAAUCUUUAGAUGAAUUAUUUAAGAUCAUAUAUCCAAAUGUAAGUACAUUUUUUUCUGAUUCAUUUUCAGUAACUUCUCGUAUUAUUUUAACAACAAAAAAUGGCUUUGUUGAUGAGUUAAAUGAUAUGCUUAUUGCUAAAUUUCCGUUUACAUCAAAGACAUAUGUUGCUAUUGAUGAAACUGUUGAACGUACUGAUCAAAGGUUAUGUAACGGCACACGAUUAACAUGCUGUGAUUUCAAAACGCAUGCUGUAAGUGCUAAAAUUGCCACGAGUGAUUUUAAGGGUACACAUUUAUUUAUUCCUAAAAUACCACUGAUAUCGUCAGAUGAUGAAAAAGUCCCUAUUCCAUUCAAAAGAUUACAGUUUCCUUUACGAUUAUGUUUUGCAAUGACUAUAAAUAAAGUACAAGGUCAAACAUUAGAUUUUGUUGGUAUUUAUUUACGUGAGCCUGUUUUUUCGCAUGGUCAACUCUACGCUGCAUUAUCGAGAGCUAAAAGUUCAGAGUGUAUCAGAUUGUUGAUUCGACCACCUACAUCAGAUAAUGAUGAUGACCAUUCUACAUAUAAUGUAGUUUACAAUGAAGUUAUUCGAAAAGCAUUUUCAUGA
This is a messenger RNA of Nicotiana tabacum (common tobacco), 738 nucleotides long. RefSeq lists its product as uncharacterized. The record is from RefSeq and is a predicted model, not a curated record. NCBI's taxonomy places the organism in Eukaryota, Viridiplantae, Streptophyta, Magnoliopsida, Solanales, Solanaceae. Gene Ontology annotation, molecular function: DNA helicase activity. Gene Ontology annotation, biological process: telomere maintenance; DNA repair.